Messenger RNA from Suillus clintonianus, 786 nucleotides. RefSeq lists its product as uncharacterized. NCBI's taxonomy places the organism in Eukaryota, Fungi, Basidiomycota, Agaricomycetes, Boletales, Suillaceae. The coding region runs from base 1 to 786 and encodes 261 amino acids. The transcript is spliced from 5 exons. The record is from RefSeq and is a predicted model, not a curated record.
AUGGAAGCCCCAUCCUCACCUUCCUCUACCAUCACUGCCCCGCCUGACUAUAAGGAAAUCUCUCAGAGGAUAGGCAGACUCGUUGCGGAGGCUAAGACAUGCAAUCUCACCCUCCUACACUAUGACGGCGCCUCGAAAUCCAUGGUUGAUUGGUUUUGGCCUGCCGAUGGCGAUGGAAAGAAGAUUCCGCCGUUCAACCUAGAGAUUCAUCGCGAUGAAUAUAAUUUUAGGUACCCCUGCUGCAUAUGCGCUGAUGGUGGUGGAAGAGGGGAGUACGUAGAGUCUGCUGUGUACUCUUGGUGGGAUAAGGACACCGAUCAGACUGAUUGGACCGCACGGUGCGCAUCCGAUAGAUGCGGGUACAAGGUGAAGAUGGAUAUGUACUUCAGGUUACCGACGGUAGCCACUUUCCAGUACCCUCGAAGAGAACAGCAGAUCUUGCCCGUUGCGCUCGAGUGGACCGACAGGGAGCAAACAGAGUUGUUAAACAGACUACGCUCUGCCAUUGGCGAUGGAAUUACAGCGAAGGAGUUCCUCUCGACGAUAAGCUCUUCACUUUCUGGGUCUACAGAGGGACAGCUACACACCAGAGUCAUCUAUUGUUUUGAGGCCAGCAUCAAAGUCAAUGAGUUCCAAGACCUUCGUGCAAAACCUCGGUGUCUUCUCAGACAUCUAGUCCUACGUCACCACAAGGGCAAAAUCCCCGUUCAAACACCACAUUCAGCCCCGCACUCUCCAACGAUCCUGAUUAUUCUUGCUCGUGUUCGUGCCCAGCACCCAGGUUAA